AUGAAGAUCUUCCUCAUCCUUGCCCUCCUUGCCGUGGUGGCGACCAUGGCCAAUGCCACUGUACAGCUUGAUCCUAGAUGCCAAGAUCAGCCAUUUCCGCAACCACAACAACCGUUUCCACAACAUCAACAACCAUUUCCACAACCACAACAACCGUUUCCACAACCACAACAACCGUUCCCGCAACCACUUACAAAACAACAGUUGAACCAGUGCCAAGAGUUUCUCGUGCAGAAGUGCAAACCAGUGACGAUAAGGUCAAUCCUCUGGUCGUGGAUCUUGCAACAGAGCAGCUGCCAGGUGAUUCAACAACAAUGUUGCCAGCAGCUAGCGCAGAUCCCCAAGCAGCUCCGGUACCCUGCCAUAUUUAGCAUUGUGCACGCCAUCAUCGUGCAGCAGCAACAACAACAACCCUUCCAGCCUCAGCCACAACAGGUGGGCCAGGGUUUCAUCCAACCUCAGCAGAUAGCUCAGUUCCAGGCUCAGUUGACGUAUGCGUUGCAAACCCUGCCAGCAAUGUGCAAUGUGCAGGUCCCGCUGUACUAUUCCACCGUCCCAUUCAGCCGCAUCAGUGGCUUUUGA
Messenger RNA from Lolium rigidum, 582 nucleotides. Its product is annotated as avenin-E-like. The record is from RefSeq and is a predicted model, not a curated record. Lineage: Eukaryota; Viridiplantae; Streptophyta; Magnoliopsida; Poales; Poaceae. Gene Ontology annotation, molecular function: nutrient reservoir activity. The coding region runs from base 1 to 582 and encodes 193 amino acids. The transcript has 2 exons.